Messenger RNA from Nothobranchius furzeri (turquoise killifish), 1019 nucleotides. The record is from RefSeq and is a predicted model, not a curated record. Lineage: Eukaryota; Metazoa; Chordata; Actinopteri; Cyprinodontiformes; Nothobranchiidae.
UCCUGAGUCAAUUAGAUUGGGACCACGUGGACGCCGGGCACUCAGGAACAGAGCUGCACGCAGGUAGCAUCUCCCUUGAAGAGAAAGUUCUCAAGGUAUCAUGGCCCGUGCAGAAUCUCCACGUGAGGUAUUUGAAGAAGCAGAUGAGGAUGUGCUGAUUACCUCGGUUGAUGAAUCAGAGGAUCUAUUGCCUGGCCCAGACUCUCAGGAGAUGCUGGUGCUGCCACCCAGUGGACAGAAGCCGCUGGUGAACAAGCGACGUCAGCCUGGGGUGAUACCACCCAAGAGAGUUUCACUUUACGGGCUGGUGGAUGGUAAACCUGUAAGGAUAAACCCGAAUGGACCGUGGAACGCACAUGUUUGGGAACGUAUUGUGUUGGUCUCUGAUGGUACCAGUCAUAAAGGGACUCGAGUGGCGAGGAGGGAGAAGAUUCUUCAGAGAAUUACACGCUCGACUCUAGUUAAGCAUUUUGAUUGUGUCAGGCGCGAUGUGUCACGGGGCCAGACGCGCUUGCCCUGUGUACUCUCUCAUUUCAGAGAAGGCGACGUCGACUGGUGCUGGAUCAGUACACCCCACAACGACUACGUGCAGGAGGGCGAAGAGCCAAGGCGUGUGGUCAGGAUGCAACCAUCACCUGCUAAAGUGGACGUUCCGAUGCAGGAAGUGAGCCCUCCGGAGUUCGAUCUGCGUCGGCAGCUUCAGGCCGCUCCGUCUGUCCAGGCCAUGGUGCCACCAGUGAUGAAUGCAAUAAAUCCACAUGUUUACUUGUAUCCAGGAAAUUUGAAUAUGCAGUAUUUCCCGCAGUUUAUGCCGUUUAACGAAGCUUGGUUUCAAGGGGGGUGUUGAAUAAAGAUUUUCGAUUCCUCCAGACCUGUCUUAUUAUAUAAUAGCAGUUCUGGAUUACAUCUCAAAUCUGUAUGUUAGUGAAACCAGGCUUCAGGGUUCAGCUAGAGGUCUGUGUGUGGUGAUUUGACUCCUGAUCUCAUGCUGCCAUAAAUGAUGUGUGUGUUUCAACUAA